AAGAUUUUUUAGAGGAGCAAAAAAUCGGGGAAAACAGAGGAAAAACAUGUCUACGAGAAGUCAAUCAGGGAGAACACAGAAAGUGAUGAUUCCUCCUAUUAAUUUUAUCUUUAAGCUUUUACAGCAACAUAUUGAUGUGUGUAUAUGGCUUUAUGAACAGAUAGAUAUAAGGAUUGAAGGGAAGAUAAGAGGAUUUGAUGAAUUUAUGAAUCUGGUUAUUGAUGAAGCGAUAGAAGUAGGGCAAAAGAGGAAUUCUAGACGACCACUUGGUCGUAUUUUAUUGAAAGGAGAUAAUAUUACAUUAAUUCAAGCGCUUCAAAUAUAAAAUUUUGUUAAAUAUAAAAAAAGAGAUAUAUUUUAUCUUAUAAUUUGGUUU
Molecule: messenger RNA, 376 nt
Organism: Pneumocystis carinii B80
Lineage: Eukaryota; Fungi; Ascomycota; Pneumocystomycetes; Pneumocystales; Pneumocystaceae
Product: small nuclear ribonucleoprotein E
Exons: 4
Coding region: 47-325 (92 amino acids)
Biological process (GO): spliceosomal snRNP assembly; mRNA splicing, via spliceosome
Cellular component (GO): U4 snRNP; U1 snRNP; U4/U6 x U5 tri-snRNP complex
Molecular function (GO): RNA binding
Source: RefSeq, a predicted model, not a curated record